Molecule: messenger RNA, 1580 nt
Organism: Gopherus flavomarginatus (Mexican gopher tortoise)
Lineage: Eukaryota; Metazoa; Chordata; Testudines; Testudinidae
Gene: TMEFF2
Product: transmembrane protein with EGF like and two follistatin like domains 2
Exons: 10
Coding region: 216-1352 (378 amino acids)
Molecular function (GO): protein binding
Source: RefSeq, a predicted model, not a curated record
GAGCCCGGCCGCCGGAGCUCGCCGCCGCUGUGAAACUCUCAGGCUCGUCAUGCCGGGACUUGGCUGCCUCUUCCUGACCUGCUGCUGGCCGGGGCCCCCGGGAUGCUAGGCAGCCCCCCGGAGCCCGCCUGCCCCCCGUCGCCCCGAGACCGUGCCGCUUCGGGGAGCCCCCGGCUGCUGCUGCUGCUGCUGCCGCCGAGUUGAGUUAAGAAGUCAUGGUGCUUGGGGAAGCCUCCCCCCCUCGGCCGUGCAGCGGCGGCGGCGGCUGGACACUUGGCGAUUGCUGUUGCUGGCUGCUGCUGCCGGUGAUGUUACUCAUCAUAGCCCGACCAGUAAAACUUGCCGCUUUCCCUACCUCCUUAAGUGACUGCCAAACGCCUACCGGCUGGAAUUGCUCCGGUUAUGAUGACAGAGAAAAUGAUCUCUUUCUUUGCGAUACCAAUACCUGUAAAUUUGAUGGGGAGUGUUUAAGAAUUGGAGACAGUGUGACUUGCGUCUGUCAGUUCAAGUGUAACAGCGACUAUGUACCGGUGUGUGGCUCCAAUGGCGAUACCUAUCAGAAUGAAUGCUACUUGAGACAGGCUGCCUGCAAGCAGCAGAGUGAAAUACUUGUGAUGUCGGAAGGAUCAUGUGCAACUGAUGCAGGCUCAGGAUCUGGGGAUGGAGUCAAUGAAGGCUCAGGAGAAACCAAUCAAAAAGAGACGUCCACUUGUGACAUUUGCCAGUUUGGGGCAGAGUGCGAUGAAGAUGCAGAGGAUGUUUGGUGUGUGUGCAACAUUGACUGUUCUCAGACCAACUUCAAUCCUCUUUGUGCUUCCGAUGGGAAAUCUUAUGAUAAUGCAUGUCAAAUCAAAGAAGCAUCAUGCCAGAAACAGGAGAAAAUUGAAGUCAUGUCUUUGGGUCGAUGUCAAGAUAACACAACUACUACCACAAAGUCUGAAGAUGGACAUUAUGCAAGAACAGAUUAUGCAGAGAAUGCAAAUAAACUGGAAGAAAGUGCAAGAGGGAUUUACAUUCCUUGUCCAGAACACUACAAUGGCUUCUGCAUGCAUGGGAAGUGUGAGCACUCUACUAAUAUGUUGGAACCAUCUUGCAGGUGUGAUGCAGGCUACACUGGACAACACUGUGAAAAAAAGGACUACAGCGUUUUAUAUGUGGUUCCAGGGCCAGUACGGUUUCAGUAUGUCUUAAUAGCAGCUGUGAUUGGAACCAUCCAGAUUGCUAUCAUCUGUGUUGUAGUCCUCUGCAUUACAAGAAAAUGUCCCAGGAGCAACAGAAUCCACAGACAGAAGCAAAACACAGGGCACUACAGUUCAGACAACACAACAAGAGCAUCGACCAGGUUAAUUUAAAGAGUGCAUGUUUCCACAAUGGCAAAUCUAACUGCAGAGAGCUUGGACUACAAAAUACAGUAUUAUAGACAAAAGAUUUAAACAAGAUCUACACAUGUUGCCUUGCAUUUGUGGUAAUCUACACCAAUGAAAACAUGUACUUACAGCUAUAUUUGAUUAUGUAUGGAUAUAUUUGAAAUAGUAUACAUUGUCUUGAUGUUUUUCUGUAAUGUAAAUAAACUAUUUAUA